Molecule: messenger RNA, 6156 nt
Organism: Myiozetetes cayanensis
Lineage: Eukaryota; Metazoa; Chordata; Aves; Passeriformes; Tyrannidae
Gene: PKDREJ
Product: polycystin family receptor for egg jelly
Molecular function (GO): protein binding
Source: RefSeq, a predicted model, not a curated record
AUGGCCUCUCACCUCCUGCUGCUCCUGCAGCUGCUCGUCUGCUGCCCCCAGAGCUCGGGGGCGUCCCCUCCCCGUCUCCAGCCAUCCCCCCUGCGGGUGAGCUGCCCGGGCCCUCAAGGCCGAGUCUCUCAGCGGCAGGACAACGAGCACAGGGUCUCGUGCCUGUGGAACAGCACCGUGACCCUGCGUUACGGGCCCGUCCCGGGAGCAAGGCCGGAGAUAGAGUGGACAGAGGGGCAGCCGCCACCCCCACCUCGCUGCUUCUGGUACCUGAACUCGGCCUGUGUGAGGAACACAUCGCGCUGGUCAGGCCAGGUGGUGCUGCAGGCAGGACACGCUCCUCCGCCCGGGGCCUCCAGUCUCCUUACGGUGCAGUGCUCCUCUGCUUCCUGCGCUGCACCCGUGUGCUUUCAUCAGAACGUGAGCAUCGAGAUCUCCGUGCAGGACGUGCGGCUGUUCGUGCUUUGGCCGCAGACACGUCUGAUCCACGUGUGGCAGCCAGUGGAGCUGGGCUGGUGUGCACGCCUCAAGAGUGCCCGCUGGCAGUACCACUUCAGCAGCAGGGGAGGCAGCCCUUCGACCCUUCUCCUUCCCAGCAGUGAGUACCAAGACCCACUGCCACCUGCUGUCUACCCAACAGCUGAGCUGCAACAGACCUGUGCCAGCUACCACAGCUACCGCUUGACUGUGCACUACGGAAACCAUGGGAUCCAUGUUGCUUCGGUCACUAUCAAGCAGAUGCCUCAGAUAAGCCUCAGCCUCUCUCUCAAGGUGGAGCCCGACUUGCUGCAUGUCCUCAGCGUUGGCUCCAAGCUCCUUAGUGUUUCUCAGCAGCCCCUCAGCUUGUCCUGGAGGCUUCAGCCCCUUACCCUGAGCACACUUGCCUACAGACUGGUGGACAGACAGGCUAUAGGAGGUUGGCUCUGCUCCUACAGUUCCUUUAUGACACAGAGCAACUUCUGUGCCAUAUCCACACCUCAAAGCCAGAGCGAGAUAGUUGUGGCCAGUGUUUACUUUCAUGUUGAUGGAAGGAGGUUCGAAGAACUGUCAGGAGAACUGCACCUACUCAAUGGUACCCUGAUCCUAACCACAAACAGACAAACUCCCACCCACAUCAAUCUUCACCCGAGGAAGACCAACAGCAGCAUAUACAUUUUCAGGUACAGCCAGGGAACAUUUUACACAUAUGAGGAAAACAACAGCCCUAUUUUCACAGAUCACCCUAACACACGUAUUGUCUUCUACCAACACAAAGAGCUCUCCUACUUACUCACCAUAGAGUUUGUGGCCUUCCAGUGGUAUAAGUUCAACAUGUAUCUUUAUAUGAAUCAGCAGAGGGCUUUGUUUAGGUCUCUGGCAGAAAGAGACCUUGAAGUACAUGUUUUCAGUAGCCGUCCUUCUUUUCUGCAGAACUUUACUUAUUUAGUGUGGUUUAUCCCCACCCAACAUCCAAUGCUGCAGUGUGAGUGGACUUUCCAUCUGCAGCUCUUGGGAACACAAAAAGACCACAUUGUCCAGAACAGCACGUACACAUACAGUGAUCAUGUAAAAAACGCCACACGUUUUGUCCGUCGCUCUGCUUUACCCUUUGAUGCAGAGAAUUACACGGGCUUUGUGGCAAAGGUGAACUGUACUGGCAGUGUACCUACACCAGCUCUUCUAAGAGUCAGAGUCAACAACUAUACUGAAAAAACCAUAGAAGCACCAGUGGUUUGCCAGCAAAAAGAGUGUAAGAUAGCCUUGGUGUGGAUUCAGAGAACUGAUCGCAAAGCAAUAAUCCUGUACCGGAAAAGGGCAGAAUCUUUUUAUCUCUUUGUCAGAUUGCUCGUAGAAUGCCAGACUGGUAUAAAUGUGAAGCCAUUUUGGCGCAUCUAUCCUGUUAAGGACACAAAAACUGCACCGGACUGGUCAAAACCAAUUAACUCUUCUGCCUUUUUUGGCAUAGAAAUGAUACAUUUAACUAUUCCCAGUAAUAGUUUAGAUUACGGAUUGUAUCUGUUUUAUUUCACUGUUGAGGUAAUCCCGAUUAGGACCACACAAGUCCUCAGGGGCUCAGACAGAAUUUAUGUUCAGAUCGAGAGAGCUGAUCUAAUCGCAAAUAUUUCAGGAGGUGAUUUCCGCAUGGUGGGUUUUUCUGAAAGCUGGACUCUUGAUGGCUCUGCAUCCUCUGAUCCUGAUUCACAGGAAGGAUCAAUCUCAUUUACUUGGUACUGCACUAGAGAUUGGACAGAUUAUCAAACCAUGAAGUUCAAGCCAGGAAACAAAUGCCAUCCAUCCCAGAAGGAUUUGCGCUGGUUAACACCCUCAGGUCCCAUUCAAAGAAUUCCAUCAGAAUCCCUCCCAGGAAGAAGCAUAUACUACUUUCGCUUAGUGAUUCAUAAGGGCAGAAGGUUAAGCUAUGCUGAUCAAGUUGUAGAGGUGGAGGCCGGCCCCCCUCUCUAUCUGGACGUGACAUGCCUUGAAAACUGUGGUGGCACUUUAAUUCCAACUGAGAGAUUUGCCUUGGCUGGUAAAUGCUUAAACUGUAAACCAAUCAACAAGCCGGUCUACUACUGGUCCCUUUUGUCAGGCAGCUCUACAGAAAUUAGUUUUGAUUGGUCUUCCAAAACAUCAACGGGGAGGUCUGGGGCUUACCUGUCUAUACAUGCUCUGACUUUCACAAGGUCUGCAUAUCCAUCCUACACACUUCACUUAAAAGUAAGUACCUGGGAUGGUAGGACGUCAAUCUACAGUAAAACAUUCAGGGUAAACACUCCUCCUCGGGCCGGCAGGUGUAACGUAAAUCCACGUCGGGGUAUAGCCUUUCUGACAAAAUUUGUGGUUAAAUGCAAAGGAUUUUCUGACAGCAAUUUACCUCUGACAUAUAAAGUGAUAGUAGCUUCCAAUGUACCCGAAACUACCAAAGUAACUUCUGUGGUGGAAAACACGUUUGGCACAAUUCUGUACUUUGGUUCUGAGCCUAAAACUCCUCCAUCUUUUCUCCCACCUGGAGUAUCCUCUCACAGGAACAGCUUGACACUUUAUGUUCAAGUCCGUGAUUCCCUUGGGGCGUUUACCCAAGUGACUUUGCAUGCCCACGUCCGGAACCCAGCAAACACUCAAUUACUCCCUGCUGUGUUUCGGGAACUGCUGGCCUCAGCAAGCAGUUUAAGCACAGCUGGUCCAAAGACUGGGGAUGAUCUUAGAGCUGGUUAUUUGGCUUAUCUGGCAGCUUCAAUCUUAAACUAUGUUAAAACUGUAUCAAGUCCCCAGUUCCCUCAGGCUAAGUUUCGGGAAACCCUGGUUAAAACAGCCCUGAAUAUUUCAGUUAAGAGCAUUAUGGGAGUCAACCAAGUAGUGGCUGUUCUUUCUGAAGUCACAGAGGAAGUUGAUGAAAUGAACAUUAGGUCACAAGGCCUCGCCGUUAGGAAACUGACAGAAGUAACAGGAAUUCUGAAGAUACAGAGAAAUCAGAUCCAUUGGUCUGAGGAAGCAGAAAUUCAGACCAGUGGAAUACUGAGAUGCUUGUCCAACAUCCUGAGGUCUGAUCUUACGGAUCUCAAGAAUGUCAGUGCAGAUGGAAUUGAACAAGUCUUGUCCAUCAUGGAAGGUGUAACAGAGGUAGCUUUCCGGGGCAAAGUCCCUGGAGAAAUAGAAACUCUAAUGGAAACAAAGCACUGGAAUAUCACUCUGAAGAAAGGCGAAGCCUGGAACACUGCAAAUGCUUUCCCUACCAGUGACACCUGCAGGAAUUGCUUUUAUCCAACACUGAAAAAAGGAAAUGUUUCAGGAUUUCCCCAGGAUACUGUGUUUUCCACUGCCCUUUUUGAGUUUGAUGAGACCCCCUUCCCUUGGUUAGGUUAUACAGCACAAAUCAGAACAAUGGUCUUGGGGUUUAAAAUGGCAGAGACUAAGGCUAAUGGGGAUCUAGUUGCGAUCGUGCCUGAAAGAGCAGACAUUUUUGUUGCCAGGAAAGGUAAUGGAUCUACAACUUUUCAGUUAAUAAUGGGACCUGAUACAACACAAUCUUACACAACUGGAGGAUUUCGUUUUGAGGUCAGCAGGAAUACCACGAGCAUAUAUUUCCAGAUUACAACAAAACUAAAAGCUACUUUCAAGGUGAAAAUAUUUACAGGUGCCAAUGUCACUCAUGCUCAGCCCACAGCCUUGUUUACUGCUUUUCACAACAUGUCAACAGUUACAAGUGGAAAUGAGACAACCAGUCCUGAGUGUAGCAUUAAGGGUCCCUAUAUUAUCUGUCUCCCAAAGUCGCUGCUGACAGCCAUAGCUCAGGCAAAUGGCACAGACAAGCAGAACAUCUCCAUUGUCUUGGAGACACGCUAUGUUGUAAGGUACCCAACCCGGAGACUGGUGGGCAUAUACGUUUUUAAUGACCAGUGCCUAUUUCUGGAUGGGGUUGGAAGUCCAUGGAGCAGAGACACAUGCAAGGUUGGCUCCAAGACUGACUGGCAGAAGGUACACUGUGUCUGUGACAUGGCACGGAAGGGCAGGAGUGCGCCAGCCCAAACUGCAACCAACAUCAAGUUCCUGGCAGCCAAAGUAGUAGUUCUUCCCAACACAGUAGAUCUAGGAAGAAACCUGAUAGCAAACAUACCUAGAAACCCGCUGACCCUCAUAACAGUGGCCUCUAUUUUUGCUGUCUACUUUCUUUUGUGCAUCUGGGCCAUAAUAAAAGACAGAGCUGAGAAGGAGAUCAAAUACAUUAUGGUUCUGCCAGACAAUAGCCCCUCUGAUGAAGGGAGCUUUUUGGUCACUUUGUACACAGGCAGUCGCUGGAAAGCUGGAACCAAAGCAGAUGUUGCUCUGCAGCUCAUUGGCCAGAAUGGCAAGAGUAAAUUCCGUUGUUUAUGGCACCACCCUUCUCCAGCUUUCCAGCGGGGAAGCACUGAUUGCUUUCUGAUAACCACUAAGAAAGACUUGGGAGAAAUUUAUUCCUUCAAGAUAAGGCUUAAUAACGAUGGCUCAUCUCCAAGCUGGUUCUUAAGCAGAGCUGAAAUUGAGAACACGUCCAACAGGAAGGCCUGGUCCUUUAUGUGCAGAAAAUGGCUUUCUUGUGCCAAGGACAAUCCCUCAGAAGAGUGGAAAUUUUCUGUCACAGACCCCAGGACACCUCUACCCAGAAUCGACUAUUUUCUUAUUAAUUUUAACAAGAGGAUGACAGAGUACCAUCUGUGGUUCUCAAUUUUUGCCCCCACUGUCACUGGCGCUUUCACCAGGUUCCAAAGGUUGUCUACAUGUUUAGCAGUAAUAUUAUUCAACUUGCUUGUUAACAUUAUGUUCUUUAACACUGAUAAGAAUGAAGAAUCUCCAAUAUACCUGAGGUAUUUGAGAUCAAUAGCAGUAGGAAUUGAAUGUGCUUUGCUUACCAUCCCCGUGGAAAUGCUAAUAAUUGCCUUAUUUAAGUAUUCCCAGAAGGAGCCUACUCCUGUAGUGACUAAGAUGUACCCAGAGGCCAAGCCUGAGUCCUGGAAUAAUUGUGUACUACCUGAAAAAGUUGCAAAUAUCAUUGAAACAGAGGAGCAGAUGAUUGAUGCAAAAUCCCCUCCAGGGGCUUCAUCCUCCCGGAGGAUGUCAAAGUCCAGUUUUACUACCAGUUAUGCAGAAGGGAGCAUUUUUCUGAAGCGAAGAAAAUCAUUAAGCAGUACCAUCAGGGAACUUCGUAAGUGCCCGGCCACAGAGCCUGUUCUUUGGUGGUGGUGUGUGCCUGUCUCGUGGGCACUGGUUGUGGCUAUAACUACGCUGUCCUCGUUUUUCAUUGUAUUAUACGGUUUGUCCUAUGGCUACCAGACUUCACGGGAGUGGCUAAUUGCAUCUGGAACCUCCUUCCUUCAGAACGUGUUUCUCCAUUCGAUUCUGAAAUCGGUGCUUUUCUCGGCUCUGAGUACAAUGCGCCCAAAAUUUUGUGAAGAUAUCACCUGGGUUACCCAGGAAAAGCACGUAGAGAUAAACGCAGCUGAAGGAACUAAGAGUGCUGGUGAAAGACACGUGCACGUUAAACCCGCUGAAAUCAGAGGUACCAGGCAGCAGCCUGGUACAGCCCCUGGAAACAUGCUGAAAAGGGCAAAAAUUAAAAUAAAGGCAUUUCUUUUCAUGCAAGUUUUCAUCAGUCAUCCUGUCAUUUUAUCAGUGCUAUUAACAACUACAGCCAGGCCCUGA